This is a messenger RNA of Pestalotiopsis fici W106-1, 759 nucleotides long. RefSeq lists its product as uncharacterized. The coding region runs from base 1 to 759 and encodes 252 amino acids. The record is from RefSeq and is a predicted model, not a curated record. Lineage: Eukaryota; Fungi; Ascomycota; Sordariomycetes; Amphisphaeriales; Sporocadaceae. The transcript is spliced from 2 exons.
AUGUCCAAGCCUGUGUUCGUCUUGCUCCAUGGUGCCUGGCACACACCCAAAUGCUGGGAUCGGCUAGUUAGUGAGCUCGACAAGGCAGGGUACGAAUCUGUUGCACCGGCGCUGCCGUCGUCCAAUGCCUCGCCGCUGCCAUUAGACUGGUCUGCAGAUUUGGACCUAAUCCGCACAACAGUACUUGAACUGGUGGUCGACCGCGAUGUUGUCGUGGUCACGCAUAGCUUCAGCGGUAUGACGGGCGGCACCGCUCUUGAACGUCUCGACAAGCAGUCGUGCGCUGCCAGAGGUCUUAAGGGCGGCGUUGUUAGGGUGGUUCAUAUCAAUGCCUUUCUCGUGUCCGAGGGUUUUCAACACUCCCCGCGAGGCACGCGCGAUAAUAUGAUUCCCGAGAUGAAGACGGACUUUGAGGCAGGAACCGUGACCGUCUUGCCCGAAGACAUUAAAGAAAUGUUCCAUCAGGACUUGGAUGAUGAGAUCAGCAGAGAGUAUGGUCAUGAUCUUCGGCCGCACAGUCUGGGUACCUAUUGGUGCGCUACCACGUACGCGGCUUGGCGGCACAUUCCGACCAGCUACAUUUUUUGCACCAAGGACAGACCUGGGACAGUCGCUGCUAUCCACUAUCUGAUUUCUUCGGCAAAAUCGAGUGGAAUGCACAAGAUUGACAAUGUGGUGGAAGUCGAAUCUGGUCAUUCUCCUUUCCUCAGCAGGCCUCAAUGGACCGCCGAGACUCUUAUUGCUGAGGCUAAUCGGUAG